Messenger RNA from Conger conger (European conger), 449 nucleotides. RefSeq names its product RCC1 and BTB domain-containing protein 1-like. Lineage: Eukaryota; Metazoa; Chordata; Actinopteri; Anguilliformes; Congridae. The transcript is spliced from 4 exons. The coding region runs from base 54 to 389 and encodes 111 amino acids. The record is from RefSeq and is a predicted model, not a curated record. Gene Ontology annotation, molecular function: protein binding.
UCACAAGGUGUGUGUGCAGCCAGUGGAAGGAAGCUGCUGAUUGUUCUCCUGGUAUGGAGGGUUGGAUCUGCACCGACGACGUCUUCACCUGCUUCGCCACUCCCUCCGUCAUGUGGCGGCUGCUGUCCAUGGAGCAUGAUGACUUCUUGACAGUGGCCCAGUCCUUAAAGAAAGAGUUUGACAGCCCAGAGACGUCAGACCUGAAGUUUGGCGUGGAUGGGAAGUGUGAACACUUCCGGUCCAUGUUCCAGUCCCACUGGAACGAGGACAUGAAGGAGGUGAUCGAGAUCGACCAGUUCUCCUAUCCUGUGUACUGCUCCUUUCUGGAGUUCCUCUACAUGGACAGCAUGGAUCUGCCCCCGGAGGAUGCCAUAGGUACUGCGCACUAAACUCCACAUCUUUUGAGACUGAAGACUUGCUUCCUUUGAUUACACCAUUGCUCUCUCGUU